Molecule: messenger RNA, 666 nt
Organism: Rotaria sp. Silwood1
Lineage: Eukaryota; Metazoa; Rotifera; Eurotatoria; Philodinida; Philodinidae
Source: the annotation of a GenBank genome assembly
AUGUCGGAUUCAGAAGAUGAUGCUAAUGAAAAACAAGUUAAAAUUGUAAUUCUUGGUGAUGGUAGCUCAGGCAAAACAUCAAUUUCUGAAAGAUUUUCUAAGGAUGCAUUCAAUCGUGAUUAUAAUCAAACAUUAGGAAUUGAUUAUUAUUUAAAACGAAUUAAUUUAACACAUUCAUAUAAUGUUACAUUAGCUGUAAAUGAUGUUGGUGGUCAAACAUUAGGUGGUGCUAUGCUAGAUAAAUAUAUAUAUGGAGCAGAUAUUGUUUUACUUGUUUAUGAUAUAACAAAUUUACAAAGUUUUGAAAAUCUUGAAGAUUGGUAUUCUACAGUAAUGAAAUAUUGUGCUGGUCGAAAACCAUUAUUUGCACUUGUUGGGAAUAAAAGUGAUCUUGAACAUUUACGUGCUGUUAAAGCAGAAAAACAUCAUCAAUUUGCUAAAGAUCAUGAUAUGUUACCAUUUUUUGUUUCGGCUAAAACUGGUGAAUCAAUUGAAAAUUUAUUUCGUCAAGUAACAGCUAAUUUAAUGCAUGUUGUUCUACCAAAAACUGAUACGGAUGCAAGAGGUAUUAUAACAGCAACAAUUAUACGACAAGAACCACAAAAUUCAGCACCUAUUAAACCCAUAUCAAGUACUACACGUACAUCAAUUUGUAGUUUACAAUGA